This is a messenger RNA of Nematocida ausubeli, 261 nucleotides long. RefSeq lists its product as uncharacterized. The transcript has a single exon. NCBI's taxonomy places the organism in Eukaryota, Fungi, Microsporidia. The record is from RefSeq and is a predicted model, not a curated record.
UUGGAAGUAAAAAGUCUUUAUAAGAAGCUUACAGAAGAUGCAAACGCUACUGAAGAAGAGAAAAAUGAAAUGAAAUUACAAAUAUUAGGCGUGAUUGAUGUGAAAAGACUGAAGACCAUAAGAAUCCUUGGAGAGAAACUUAAAGAAGGAGAAAACAGAGAAAAAGCAGAUGAAAUCAAGCUAAAGAUACAGGAACUAAUGGAUAUUGACUUGUUAUAUAAAAGUUAUAUUGUGCAAGAGGAAGUGCUGAAACCGAACUAG